UAACAAACCUGCUAGCUGGCGGAGGCGUAGACUGUAUUGUUUGCACUUGUUAUUUCAAAUGUGUGUAAAAUGUCAAAGUAAUGGUCGUUUUGAAGUAAUAUGGGCUAAAGCCAACGUGCAACGUGUUGCACAAGUCUCAUAGCGGAAAUAUCGUGUUAAUUACCAUAGAUAACACGAAAACAAAUGAUUCUGACUAGAGUUAGCUAAAGGGCUAAUGCGGCGUUUUGACAUGCUCCUUUAGCAUGUAGCCAUGUUAGCUUGUUAGCAAAUCGGGACUGACACAGAGGCUGACCGUGUCACUGGUUUGGUGGUGACACGGUCAUUUUCUCUGACUAAAGAAGGCAAACGCAGUUUUCAAACAUAUCAGAUCAUUUCCUGACCAAGAAACGUUGGACUGAAAAGGUAUUGUCAAGAUCUGCAAAAUGAAGAUGUUCUCAGUGGCUCACAAGACUGUCUUUGUGGUGGACCACUGCCCCUACAUGGCAGAGUCAAGUCGUCAGCAGGUGGAGUGUGACGUGCUUACAAAGAGUCGGGCACAUGGGGUCAUUCCCUUGGCUCCUGUGUCCAAGUCCUUGUGGACGUGUGCUGUGGAGUGCUCCAUGGAGUACUGCCGGAUUCUCUACGAUAUUUAUCCAAAGGACAAACUUGUUAAUUACAUUGUUAGUGACUCAGAGUUCCACAUCUUGAAUAGCUGGAGACGAGAAGAUCAGAGCACUCAUGAGCUCAUGUCAGCCUUGGCAGCUGUUGGGCCACCUAACCCACGUGAGGACCCCGAGUGUUGCAGCAUCCUUCAUGGGCUCGUCUCAGCGGUUGAGUCUUUGUGCAAGAUCACAGAGCUGCAGCAUGAGAAGCGCAUCGCUCUGAUGGACACAGCAGAGAGAGUUGCGAACAGGGGGCGUAUUAUCUGCCUCACCAAUGCUAAAAGUGAUACUCAUGUGCGCAUGUUAGAAGAUUGCAUCCAGGAGACGAUAUUAGAACAAAAUAAGCUGGCAGCAGGCUCAGACAGGCUGAUGGCCAUCCAGCAGUGUGAACUGGUACUUGUUCACAUUUACCCCCAGGGGGAAGACACGCUGGUGUCUGACAGACCCAAGAAAGAGAUCUCCCCUCUGCUUACCAGCGAAGUCCACAGUGUCCGUGCAGGGCGACACCUGGCCACCAAACUCAACAUUCUGGUCCAGCAGCACUUUGACUUAGCCUCCACCACUAUAACAAACAUCCCUAUGAAGGAAGAGCAGCACGCUAACACAUCAGCAAACUACGACGUUGAGCUCCUGCAUCACCGAGACGCACACUUGGAGUUCUUUAAAAGUGGAGACUUGCACAUGGCCGGCACUAGCACUCGAGAAAAUGGACUAAAAGAGACGAUAACGCUGAAAUGGUGCACUCCAAGAACCAACAGCAUAGAACUGCAUUACUGCACUGGAGCCUAUCGCAUCUCCCCCACAGACGUGAACAGUCGUCCCUCGUCAUGUUUGACAAACUUUCUCCUCAACGGUCGCUCUGUGCUCCUGGAGCAGCCGAGGAAGUCUGGCUCCAAAGUCAUCAGCCACAUGCUGAGCAGCCACGGAGGCGAGAUCUUUCUGCAUGUGUUAAACAGCAACCGCUCCACCCUGGAGGACCCGCCCUCAAUCAGCGAGGGCUGCGGAGGACGAGUGACAGAUUACCGCAUCACUGACUUUGGUGAAUUCAUGAGGGAGAACAGGCUCGCUCCAGUGUCAGAGUCUUCCCAUGAUCCCUCUGGGAAACUGCCAGCUGAGAGGGCUAAAGCUCAGCUGGAGCGCCAUACUCGAUACUGGCCUAUGAUUAUCUCCCAGACCACCAUCUUUAACAUGCAGGCAGUGGUGCCUUUAGCUAACCUGAUAGUGAAGGAGACUCUGUCUGAGGAAGAUGUUCUGACCUGCCAGAAAACGGUGUACAACCUGGUAGACAUGGAAAGGAAGAAUGACCCUCUUCCUAUUUCCACUGUGGGAUCAAGGGGCAAAGGACCUAAGAGAGAUGAACAGUAUCGCAUCAUGUGGAACGAGCUGGAAACAUUGGUCAAAGCUCACGCUGGAGCCACAGACAGACACCAGCGGGUACUGGACUGCAUCAUCGCCUGCCGCAGCAAACCUCCUGAGGAGGAAGAGAGGAAGAAAAGAGGCAGGAAGAGGGAGGAGAGGGAGGACAAGACAGAGAAAAAUGGCAGCAAGGACACAGAGGACAAAAGCUGGCAGGACUCUGAGAGGCUAAAGGGUUUGCUGGAUAAAGAUGAUCAAGAAGCUGAGGUGAUCAAGGAUUCUCCAGAUUCUCCAGAGCCGCUCAUUAAGAAGCCCCGCCUGACCACAGAUGACAUUCAGCCUCCAGAGAGAGCAAAAGGUCCUGUGUCGCUCCUCACCAUGUGGACCAAUCGCAUCACCACGGCCAAUUCCAGGAAGCACCAAGAGUUUGUCGGAAGAGUGAGCUCCAUCAACAACAAGUUUGAGCUGUACCAGCAGCUCAAAGAGGAGAACGGGAUGGAAGUUCAUGAAAAUGGAAAAGCAACCAGAUGAUGUUUCUGUGAUUUGGUUUUCCCGCUGCCAAGGAUGAGAUUGUGGACCACAGUAGUGUUUUUUCAGACUUGAGCGUCAAAGACAUCAAAUCAGUGAACUGUAAAGAUGAAUUUAUAAUUUUUUAACCCCUCAUUUUGUAGAUACGCUGUUACAUAUUGUGUAACAAUAAUAGCUGUCAAUAAACAAAUUUGUUGUUGGCUUUUGCAUAAAG
This is a messenger RNA of Cheilinus undulatus (humphead wrasse), 2739 nucleotides long. It is a transcript of the gene ints13, whose product is annotated as integrator complex subunit 13. The transcript has 17 exons. NCBI's taxonomy places the organism in Eukaryota, Metazoa, Chordata, Actinopteri, Labriformes, Labridae. Gene Ontology annotation, biological process: centrosome localization; regulation of mitotic cell cycle. Gene Ontology annotation, cellular component: integrator complex. The coding region runs from base 423 to 2528 and encodes 701 amino acids. The record is from RefSeq and is a predicted model, not a curated record.